AUUGUUGACUGUUUCAUGGAGCUGAAUCUCGUGCAGCAGUGUACAUCAUUUCUAUUGGAUGCAUUGAAAAACGACAGACCAGAAGACGGUCCUCUUCAAACUCGCCUGCUGGAAAUGAAUCUGCUUUCUGCUCCUCAGGUGGCUGACGCGAUUCUCGGCAAUAACAUGUUCCACCAUUACGAUAGGGCCCACGUCGCUCAGCUAUGUGAAAACGCUGGUUUGCUGCAACGCGCUUUGGAACACUAUACGGAUUUGUACGAUAUCAAACGAGCUGUCGUUCACACGCACCUUCUGAAGCCGGACUGGUUGGUCAAUUACUUCGGAUCGCUGAGCGUCGAAGAUUCUCUCGAAUGUCUGAAGGCCAUGCUGCAGGCAAACAUACGCCAGAACUUGCAAGUGGUGGUGCAAAUUUCGACGAAAUAUCAUGAGCAGCUGACGACGCAGGCGCUUAUUGAUCUUUUCGAAUCGUUCAAGUCCUUCGAAGGCCUGUUUUACUUUCUCGGUUCUAUAGUAAACUUCAGCCAAGAUCCAGAAGUUCAUUUUAAAUAUAUUCAGGUAAGAAUGAGCUCGCCUUAUUAA
Molecule: messenger RNA, 579 nt
Organism: Soboliphyme baturini
Lineage: Eukaryota; Metazoa; Nematoda; Enoplea; Dioctophymatida; Soboliphymatidae
Source: the annotation of a GenBank genome assembly